This is a messenger RNA of Zootoca vivipara (common lizard), 939 nucleotides long. The record is from RefSeq and is a predicted model, not a curated record. NCBI's taxonomy places the organism in Eukaryota, Metazoa, Chordata, Lepidosauria, Squamata, Lacertidae.
CAGCUGUUUGAUCUCCUCAUUUAACGUUGAAUCCCACAUUAAAUAACUUGGUGGUGUCUGCGUUGCUUUGCAGGGCUGUCCAGGGAGACGCGGAGCAAUGGGACCGAAGGGAGAGAAGGGAUACCCUGGUGGAAUUGGACGAACAGGUCCUACUGGUGACCCAGGGCAUCCCGGAGUCCCCGGGGUCCCAGUGGUUGUUCUCUGGAGGAACUCAAAGGAGGAUUGGCUGUCAUUUACUCAAACCUCAUUUUAUCAGCUUCUUCGUGCAGGCUGGCCAAGCCAGCCUGGACCUCCUGGACUACCUGGUCACCCAGGAAAGCCAGGAUUGCCUGGACCUCCUGGACAUCCAGGGGAGUCGGGUGUAAAAGGAUGGAUUGGAUACCCGGGUGAACCAGGGCCACCAGGCCUUCCAGGUCGUGCUGGGUUUCCUGGUUCAGAUGGACUUCCCGGCACAGAUCAAAAGUCUGGACAACCUGGUGCCCAAGGUGAACAGGGCCCACAAGGAUUUAGGGGAGACUGGGGGCCUGCUGGAGACAGAGGAGAUGAGGGUUUUCUGGGAGAUCCUGGCCCUCCUGGCGAAAAAGGAGAAAAGGGGGCAAAGGGGGUCAAAGGAGAAUGCGGACCUUCUGGACCUCUUGGGCUCCAGGGUUUGAUGGGUCCUAAAGGUCUUCAUGGUUUUCAGGGUCUCCCUGGGCCAAAGGGAGAUGCCGGCUCCAUGGGCUGUUCAGGACCUGCAGGGCCUGUGGGUGAGCUGGGGCAACCAGGACUGACUGGAGUCCAAGGAGUUAAUGGCUCUCAGGGAGAAGCGGGGCCUUCAGGCCUGCCAGGCCCGCCAGGCCCUCAGGGUCCGCAAGGCUUGGAAGGGAGGCAUGGGCCCAAAGGACUCAGGGGAUUACAGGUGAGUGGGCCAUACCUUCCUUAGAGACCUGGGACACAAUC